GAUGACCAUCUGGACAUGCAAAGCGUUGAACUUCUCAUUGAUUUCAAUUUUGUUGCUCUCCUCUUCUAUCUGGAGCAGUUGAGUUUCAUAAUUGAUGCCAACUCUGAUUUUCUAGUGGCUUCUGCUGUCAUGACAGCGUCAGAUGAGCAACAGCAUUCCCUACUUCUUGAUUCGAGAACCACUCAGGAGGGCUUGAAGAAGCUGCCGAAAGCAUGUCAGUAG
Messenger RNA from Hydatigera taeniaeformis, 222 nucleotides. The record is from the annotation of a GenBank genome assembly. Lineage: Eukaryota; Metazoa; Platyhelminthes; Cestoda; Cyclophyllidea; Taeniidae.